Nelumbo nucifera (sacred lotus) is the source of this 2137-nucleotide messenger RNA. NCBI's taxonomy places the organism in Eukaryota, Viridiplantae, Streptophyta, Magnoliopsida, Proteales, Nelumbonaceae. The record is from RefSeq and is a predicted model, not a curated record.
UCUCCCUCCAGCGACGCAUCCACUUAAAAAAUUUCCCGCCAGCUCAAACAGGUCAUUUUGGCGCCAGGAGAGUCAGACAAAACUUAUUCAUGAAAUAAACUGACCAUCUCUCUCUCUCUCUCUCUCUCUCUCUCUCUCAAUCGGUAGAACUGCAAAUGGCGAGCUCCAACUCUCCAUCUUUCUUUCAAGAUCUCAAAAUGAGAGAGCUCAAUGGAUUCAGAGUUCGGAAACGCCCACACCUCGGCGAUCUGGCGUCAGAUCCCGGAAGCUUUGGAUCCGGGGUUUUGUCCAUCGAGCACAAUGGCGUAGUGAAUCCUCCAAUGGCUGCUUCGUUCUGUAAAUCGAGUAAGAAUUAUCAUCUUCUCGCCGUUUCCGAUGAGGAUGGGUAUGUUAGCAUUUAUGACACUCACCGAAAACUUCCAUCUUUAACCUCCUGUAGAGAAAAUGCAGAUGAAGCUAGGGUUUGCGAUUGGGUGGCACAUUCUAAUGCCAUUUUUGAUGUACGCUGGGUCAAGGAUGAUAGCCUCAUUAUGACAGCUUCAGGGGAUCAAUCGAUAAAGAUAUGGGACGUGGAGAAGAGAAGUUGUGUCAAUGUCCUAACUGGGCAUACAGGAAGUGUGAAAUCGCUGUGUUCUCACCCCUCCAAUCUUGAUCUUCUUGUUUCUGGCUCAAGAGACGGAUGUUUUGCUCUUUGGGACCUUAGAUGCAAGCCCAAUUCAAAAUGUAGACGUCUAGAGCCCUCCCUAAGUCCAAUUCAUAUGGUGAAAGGGGCUCAUGUUUCAGCUCAAGGAAAACGGGUCAGGCGUGGCAAGGCAUCUUCUAUGAGCAUUACGUCAGUUCUUUAUCUCAAAGAUGAGAUUUCUAUAGCUAGUGCUGGAGCAGUUGACAGCGUGCUGAAGUUCUGGGAUACUCGCAACUUUAAAGCCCCAAUUACUCAGGCACAACCUCAUCCUGAACCAUCAACUGAAAAGGAAAGAAGGUUACAUGGCAUAUCUAGCCUGACCCAGGAUUCAAAUGGAUUAUUUCUCUCAGCUUCCUGCAUGGACAACAGAAUCUACUUGUACAAUGUGCUUCAGCUUGAUAAAGGUCCAGUGCAAACUUUCUUUGGUAGCAGAAUCGAGUCAUUUUAUGUCAAGGCAGCAAUCAGCCCAGAUGCAACUCACAUACUCAGUGGCUCUAGUGAUGGAAAUGCUUACAUUUGGCAGGUGAAGAAUCCUCAAGCAAGACCCAUCAUAUUGAAUGGCCAUGAAGGAGAAAUUACAGCUGUGGAUUGCACUUCAUUUGAUUGCAGGAGUCCAGAUGUUGGGAAGAUAGUUACUUCGUCUGAUGAUUUUACAGUUCGUGUCUGGAAUAUCCAGCAGGCUUAUUACUCAUCUACAAGAUCCCCAACAUCUAUUCGAAGGAGAGUGACUGCAAUCCCAAGCAUGGAGUGCCGAAAUCUGUUCAAGGAAGAAAGUCCAAUGUGUUCCACGAAGACUGUCAGAGGUCCUUCAGAAGAAGCCUUAAUCGGGAACACUUCACAUGAUCAAAUCAGUAUGCCUGAAAUCAGUACACCUGAAUCCCUGAAGAAAAAAUUUUCAUCGAGUUCAUUUUCGAAUGAAGAACCAGAGAUGGAAAAGACUCCGGAAGCUGCACUGAAGAGCCCAUCUUCUGUCCUGAACCCACCUUCAUCCUUGAAAAGAAGAACAAUCAGAGAUUACUUUGUAGCAGCUUCAUGAAUCUUAGAAAAGGGGGUACUACAGUUGGGUUCCCUGAUACAAUGUAAAGAAGAUAAGAAUUAAUAUGGAUCGCUUCGUAUUGAAAUGGGCAAGUCCUUUGCAGAUAAUUUAGAGUUGUAUUUGAUAUGUACAGGCGGAUUAUUUGGCUAUUAAUUGAUGGGCUUAAAGGGUGUCGUCAACUUAGAUGAAGGGUCGUCCUAUCCAAGUUUAUUUUUUGUACACUUAUCUGCUAUCUGGUCUUUAUUUAAUCCUCAAUCACCUUUUCUACAUACUUGAAAGGUGAUUUGGGUUUGAUACUUGUGAUUCCCUAGCAUUCUGGCAAUGGGUGACUAGUCCUUUUGUAGCUAAACAAAAUGUUAAAUCUCAUCCGUGUUCAACUGGUCCUCGGGCCAUGAGUGCAUAAAGCAUUCUUUGAUUUC